Molecule: messenger RNA, 4305 nt
Organism: Phytophthora sojae
Lineage: Eukaryota; Oomycota; Peronosporomycetes; Peronosporales; Peronosporaceae
Exons: 7
Coding region: 1-4305 (1434 amino acids)
Biological process (GO): sister chromatid cohesion
Cellular component (GO): nucleus; cohesin complex; chromatin
Molecular function (GO): chromatin binding
Source: RefSeq, a predicted model, not a curated record
AUGAGUGCGCGGCGCAGCUCGCGGCUUCGGCGUAAGCCCACGCCGAUCUACCAGGUGGAGGACACGCGCGCAAGUGAUGACGAGACAAACGCCGAAGAAGAGCAGCAGGAGACGCUCGUGGACAACGAGCAGGUCGAGGAAAGCAGCGACGAAGGGCGGGAAGGCGAGGACGAGGAGUUCACACCCUCUGGGACCAAGGUCAAGAAGCCCAAGAGGGCUGGUAAAGCGGUGCAGACCCCUCAGGCCAAGGCCAGAGCCAGCAGACGGAAGCGCUCGCCAUGGAGCCAAACGCGGAGUUUGCGUUCGGGUGAAGACGGAAGAAGCACCAAGAGAAGUGUGGCAACUGCGGAGACGGACGAAAGUGCAGCAGCACCGGCAGGGAAUGAUAACGACCAGGAGGAGGAUGGAGCCUCGCUGUUCGAGGCAAUUAAGAGCGGCAAGGCGUCGCUUGAGAACUUGUUGACUGAAUGGCGCGACCGCUUCGAAGAAGACGAUGAGAAGGCCACGAAAGAGGUGCUAAACUUCGUGCUGCAGGCUUGCGGAGGAACUGGCCAAUGCGUUCCUGACGCGGUGCCGUUGGUUGAGCUGGAUAUGAGUGAAUUGGCGGAACAUGUGGUCGAGGAUCUUGAAAAUGUCAAUGGAGAAUAUCCGUUGACGUCUCGAGGGAGGGGGAUGAAGAAGUUUCAGCGCAAUUUUGAGGAGUUCUGGGAGGCUUUCGUGAAAGAGUGCUACGAGAGCGAGAUCCUGUUCACGUCGGAUAUCCCUAACAAUUUUAUUGUCUGGCUGACGACGUUGUCAAGCUCUGAACUUCGACCUAUCCGGCACACAUCGACUGUAGCAGUUCUAGCGUUGAGCAAUUCUUUGGUGCGAACGGCGGCAACUAUUUCGGAGCAGCUAGCGAUCUCGACGAGACAACUGAACGCGGAAACUAGGUCUCCUGGUACGACCCCUGGUUCCCAGAAAACCCCAAAUGUCCAGAAAAUAGCACUACUGAAGGACAACAAGGCACUAUACGAGACCCGGUUCCAGCAGGUGCUGAAGCUCGUCAAUUUGAUUUUCACUGGAGUAGUGGUCCAUCGGUAUCGCGAUGUCAUGCCGGAGAUUCGUGUGGUGAGUGUGCAGUGCCUAGGUCACUGGAUCAUCACAUUACCAGACCAGUUCCUGAAGGAUAAUUUCUUGAAGUAUCUUGGCUGGCUCUUGAGCGACAAAUCUGCGUCAGUUCGACUUGAGGUGAUCGAAAUUUUGUGCGAGUUGUACGAGAACGAUGCGUUCACCGAGAAGCUGGAGCUGUUUACUUCUCGCUUUUUGCCGCGUUAUCUGGAGCUCUGCAGCGAUGUAGACGACGCUGUUGUUGAGGAGUGCAUCCACCUUUUAAUCGCAGUUGACAAGCGCAGUCUUAUCAGCUCUGAUAUAGAGCUUCAGCCCGUCGAGAAGUUGGUGUUUGACGCAGAGCACGAGGACAUUCGCAAGGCCGCCGCGGAAUUUGUUUGUCUUCAGUAUGACGCGUUUGGUGUUGCUGUGUCAAAGACGAAGGACGUAAAAUUGAAGAAAGAACAACUCAACACUCAAGCUAUUGCACUGGUGGAAUUUGCGGAGGAAUACAUCCAAAAUCACGGUAUACCUGACGCUGCUGUGGAGACGCUUGUCGAUGCUUUCUGGGGAUUGGAUGACUGCCUUGUCCUUCAGGACUGGCGAUUAAUAACAAACUUGCUCCUAGUGGACAAGAGCGCACCGGACCUGAGCAGCGAGCAGCAGACUAUCCUGCUACGCCUCCUCGUUGCGUCGAUAAGCAAACUUGUCUGUAAUGAUAUAAACCGAGGAACAAGCGCUGCUGCCAAGAAAGAAUCGGAGCAGAUGAGAGAGGAAAUCACCGUUGCUUACUGCAAGGAUAUUCCGAGCUUGUUUCUUUUGUAUCAAGCCGAUUCGGACAAGCUUGAGUUGCUCUUGCAGUUGAUUCCCAUGUUAACGUUGAAGAGUGAGGUGAUAGGCCACCACAGCGGCCAAAUCAAGGAACUACUCCAGAAGUUGAAGCACGCGUACUUGCUACACUCCGACGAGGGGCUGCUGAUGAGCUUGUCGCUGUCAAUUACCCAUUUGAUCCAAACGGAGCACGCGUCACUCAGGCGUGAAGCUGAAGUGAUUGUGCAUGAACUCGUCCAAGAGGUCAUGGAGAAGAUCGAUUGGCUUUUGGAAGCUGAUGAAAAGCUUUGUGAUGCGUUGGCAACGUCUGGCAAUGAUACACCGACAACGCGGAGUAAAAUUACAAAAGGGAAGAAGAGGAAAAGCGCAAAGGUGAAAGAUAUUUCGGACGUUGAGUACGGCUUGCGAGUUGCUUUGUGCCGCCUCAAAUGCCUGGUGCGAUACCUCAAUCCCCGCGAGUACCUUCCACCAGAUUUGACUUCGUCUGCAUCUGGAGUGGACGAUGAUGGCGAGCUGAAUGAACCAGUCCUGCAUCAAGGACGGAUGGACAGACUUGUCGUGGCGGUGGGAGAUUUGUUGCGUCGUCGAACAAAAUCGGUUUCCGAGCUGGAUGAGGGUUUUCGGCAUGUUGACACCAUCAAGCACAGCUUGACAAUUAUUUAUUCGGAUUUGCUGUGGUCUACCGUUCCAAUUUUCAAGACCAUUGAUGAAGAGAAGAAACGCGAUAACUCUUUGAGUGUUACCGAUGAUGCUGAUAUGACUGAAGCUGAUCCUGCCAUCCAGCGUCAGAUCCUUCAAGUUUGUCAAACACGAUCCACGCUAGAAGAAGCAUUGAUUUCGGUCUUGGAGAUGCACUUGACUAGAGCAAAAGAGACCCCAGACAACGAACACAAGGAAAGUGAAGAAUCACCUGAUGUGCAAUCCGUGGAAUCGAUGGAGGAGAUUGAGUUCGAAGACGAGGAUGUCAUCUCCUAUGUGAAGGAGGCACAGCGUUUCGCCUUUCUAACGUUCUGCGACGUACGAUGCUUGUUUGUGGAAAAGUUCCAAGAUGCAGCAGCACCGUACGUUUCCUUGGAGUGGUCAUUGCCGAAGAUUCUCGUUCUACUUACGCAAAUGCAUUUUGAAAGCGAGAUGGAUGAUGCCGAAGAGGAGGAGCCAGAAUUUGAAGACGAUAUCGUGGAAAGUGACCCAGCCGUCGCACAGGAAAAGGCCGAUGCAAUCCGUGAGUGGGAAGCAAAGCAGCAACGCAAAGCAGAGCUACUCGUCGCACUUGGUCGGGUGUCACUGUGUAAUCCAAGCAAGAAGCACCAAGCUGCGGCAGUUUUACAGUACUUCACGUCGAGCGGGAAGCCGAGUGUCGAGGUUGUAAAAGCAUUUGGCAAACAAGUGAAGACAGAUGCCCCCGUGCGGUAUCUUGAGAUCCAAAUGACUGCCCUUCGACAAAUGUUCAACUCCAUUCUCAUCUGGAAACAAGACCUUGAAGCAUCUGUGUCGAGCUCGGGCAACGACGACGAAGUUACCGAGCAAGACGAGCUGAGAGAGAAGGUGGACAGUAGCGAGCAGGAGCUGCGAGAGCUUGCUAAAAGGUUCAGUCAAUCGCUCGGGGUUGGAAAAAUUCCUUCAUCGCUGAAAGCGCCAUUUUUGCGCUUCGUGCGUGAAGGCGUUCGCUACUCGUUUGAGCACCAAGCCCAGUUCCAGUUUCUGGAGACUAUGAGAGUAUAUCUGUCUCGUCUGGACAAUUCAAGCAUGAGUCAACUCCGCGAGUACUUUAUGGAGCGACUACAAGCCCUGAGUGAUAUUCCAAGCGACAGUGAGGAUCUAGGCCCGCAGUGGCGGGCAGUGUUCGACUUUCAAACUUCGCUCACUACCACCACUGCGAAUGGAAAGGGACGUCCACCGACUGACGCGAUGUUUUCUCCCCCACUGAAAAGCAAACGGCGAUCAGCUAGCUCAGAGCCUACCCCGAUGCAAAGGGCGUCUAUUGCAGAAGAGGAGGAAGAAGGCAAUGAAGAGAGCGAUAACAAUGCAGCCGCGGAAACCGACAACAAACCUGAUGGUCCCAACAGGGCAGACGACGGCGAGCAUGUCGACCAUAAUAAUCGACAAGGGACAUCACGGCAUAAACGUGAAGUGGCUGAUGAGGAUUCGUCGGCCACAGAAUACGUGCCACCCCGGAAACGACAACGGCUAGAGCAGCGCCGUGGUGAAGAGACGGAAUCGAGUGAUGAUGAAAAGGUUGUAGGCGAAGACCACAAUGAACAGUCCAGCCCGCGUGAGCAGGACGAAGCAAAGAGCGGGGGGAAUGGCCACGAAGUGUCGAAGACACUAGCCGAUGGCGAACAGAUGGAUGCUAAAUCAAAUCGUCGCAAACGACGUCGAGCUUGA